AUGCACUCCUGCGGUAGUCGGCAUAGACAUGAGCAGCCCCUGUGUCUAGUCGAGAGCAGACCGCAAGCAACCCCUGCGACCAGCCGCGAGCAGGCGCUUAAAGUGGCUAGCUGCGAGCAGGACUCUGCGGGGGCUGCGAGCAAGCCCCCACGGCCAGCCGUGAGAAGGCCCCCGCGGCCAGUCGCGAGAAAGCCCCCGCGGCCAGCCACGAGAAUGCCCCCGCGGCCAGCCGCGAGAAAGCCCCCGCGGCCAGCCACGAGAAUGCCCUCGCGGCCAGCCGCGAGAAAGCCCCCGCGGCUAGCCAUGAUUAGGCAGCGAGCAUGCGCCGCAGGCGCCUGCAGUGGCCGACCUCUAGCAGCCAACCUAUGGCGGCCGGCAUGCCGCAAACAAGCGCCUGCAGUGGCCGUCCUCCAGCAGCCGGCCUGCGGCGGCCGUCCUCCAGAAGCCGGCUUGCGGCGGUCGUCCUCCAGCACUCAGCCUAUGGCGGCCGGCAUGCCACAAACAAGCGCCUGUGGCGGCUGGGCUGCCACAGCUGGUUGCCACAGCUCGCCUGCCGCGAGAAGCCGCCAACGGCGGCUCGUCGGCCGCGAGCAGGCCGUAGUGGCCGCCGUGGGUGUGAAAAGGAAGAGACGAGAGAGGAGAGGAGCAUACUUGAGUCGCUGGUUGUGGGUCACAGUGAACGGGAGAGGGCACGAGGCUGCUGGACGCGAAGAGGAGAUCGUCGAAGCCGAAAAAUCGCCGAGAGAGGAAAAAGCACGGGUCGCGCGGAGAGGAAAGGGAGCUCCCGUGCCCUAA
Zingiber officinale is the source of this 795-nucleotide messenger RNA. RefSeq names its product translation initiation factor IF-2-like. Bases 1 to 795 code for a protein of 264 amino acids. NCBI's taxonomy places the organism in Eukaryota, Viridiplantae, Streptophyta, Magnoliopsida, Zingiberales, Zingiberaceae. The record is from RefSeq and is a predicted model, not a curated record. The transcript has a single exon.